AUGGAUCCGGAGAAAGUCAGACAGCAAAGAAAAAGGAGAAAGGAGCUUGGAAGCCCAGAGGGAGUCCGCAGAGCCCGGAGGCUGGCCCUGCGGGGGCCACAGAGAGUCUCCGAGCAGGCGCUGCUGGGCGAGCUGGAGGCGCGGGUGCAGGACGUGGUGAGGGCCAGCUCGUGGUGGGAGCGCCAUGGCGUGGACUGCGCCAUCCUCGGGCUCAGCGUCCUCGCCUUGCCGGCCGGGUUUCUGUGCCUGCGCUCUGAGAAUGUCCUGGUCUUCGCCCUGGGCAUUGCCAUCCUGGGCGUGUGCCACUACACACUCACCGUGAAGGGCAGCCACCUGGCCACUCACGGUGCCCUCACCGAGUCCAAACGCUGGAGCAAGAUCUGGGAACUUUUCUUCGUGGAGGUCUGCACAGCCUUCACUGCAGAGUAUGCCAAGUACGGACACGUGAAGAUGCACCACGGCUACACCAACGUGCUGGGCCUGGGGGACUCGAGCACCUGGCGGCUGCCCUACCUCAACCGCUACGUCUACAUGCUCCUGGCGCCUCUCUUGAUCCCGGUCAUCACCCCGCUGGUGGCUGUCGAGCGGCUGCGCAAGCUGGAGCCCGGGCUGGCUCUGCGCUCGCUGGUUCUCAUCUCGCUGGGCCUUUACUCCCACUACUGGCUGCUGCUGAACCUGUCUGGCUUCAAGAGCCCCGGCUCCGCCCUGGGCUGCAUGCUCGCCACCAGGUCCCUGCUGGCCCACCCCUACCUCCACGUCAACAUCUUCCAGCACAUCGGGCUGCCCAUGUUCUCGCUGGACACGAAGCCACGGCGGAUCCACAUGAUGAGCCUGGGCGUGCUCAACCUGCCGCGGCUGCCCGUGCUGGACUGGGCGUUCGGCCACUCCAUCGUCAGCUGCCACGUGGAGCACCACCUGUUCCCCAGGCUCUCGGACAACAUGUGCCUGAAGGUGAAGCCCGUCGUGUCCCGGUUCCUCCGGGAGAAGCAGCUGCCCUACAACGAGGACUCCUACCUGGCCCGCUUCCGGCUGUUUCUCAGUCGCUAUGAGGAGUUCAUGGUGCACACCCCCCCCAUCACUGAGCUGGUGGGGCUGCAGUGAGGUCAGAACCGCCCGGUCAGUCAGUUCUUGGAGCCCAACCGUACCAGGUGCCUUCCAGAUCCAGCAAGAGCAGAAGGCCUGAAGGGUGCGCCUGGCGAGGCGUGACCGGGAACGCAGGGGCUGUUGACGCCUUGUUGACAAGAUGGGGCCGUGGCCGGGGACUGGGUCUGGCCUCAACGACAGCUCUUGGUCAUCAAGCAGAUAAGCACUGUCUGGCCAGCAGACUCCUGCUCCCCAGAGGACGUAAGCUCAUUCCCAGGUGCACCCCUUCUCUCCUACCCCACGCUGAUGCUGUGUGGUUAUUCUGACAAUAAACAGCCAGGAGCUGGCUCGUUCAGCAGCAGCCUGCUCGCGAGUCCCGUUUGUCGGUUGGGGGUUGCCAUUGCGACAGGGCCAGGCAGCUUUAGAGAUGGGAGAAAGGAGGGAAAGGGGGUGCAGACACAGGAACUGGGCUGGCCUCGGGAAAAGC
Molecule: messenger RNA, 1570 nt
Organism: Condylura cristata (star-nosed mole)
Lineage: Eukaryota; Metazoa; Chordata; Mammalia; Eulipotyphla; Talpidae
Gene: FADS6
Product: fatty acid desaturase 6
Exons: 8
Coding region: 1-1101 (366 amino acids)
Biological process (GO): lipid metabolic process
Cellular component (GO): membrane
Molecular function (GO): oxidoreductase activity, acting on paired donors, with oxidation of a pair of donors resulting in the reduction of molecular oxygen to two molecules of water
Source: RefSeq, a predicted model, not a curated record